AUGUCAUCCUCGUCAACUCCAGUAUCAUUUGAUGCCUUGUUGGAUUUCCAUCAAAAGGAAGAAUCAUUGUCACCCUACUUCCCAACUACUGUCGAGGAAAAGGAAGCGGACCUGAAAAUCGUAGAAAAGGUCCUCGAAACAUCGGAUCUUCGUGGAUUUGGUAUUCUCAUUCAUCGGGAGCAUGGACUGGUCAUGUUGCAGUGCAGCAAACCGAAAAAGGGCAAGCCCGUCCCUCACUUUCAAAUUCCAGGUGGACACGUAGACAAGUUUGAGAUCGAAGAGCAACAAAAGAAGCAACCUAGCAAUCCAUGGGCACCUAUUUACGAGGCCGCCAAACGAGGAUGUGUUCGUGAGAUUUGGGAAGAAACUGGAAUGGAUUUGAGAGAAUCUCUGGAUAGAGUGCGACCUUUAUGGUUGGGUGCUAUCAAAACCAACAAGGGAAUGCGCAAUGAACACAAGGAUCGUAUAUUUUUCGUUCUGGAAGUCUCUGAUUCUGAUUUUUUGACCAAAGCACCCGAGGCAUCAGUCUCACACGGUGAAGCAAAAGGACCUGGACUCGUGGGUCCCUUGAACUUAUCCAGUGAGACGGAAGGGCUAAAGUUGAACAUUUCGUUUGAGCAUACCGGGUUUCAGUUUGAAAAGAAUCCUGAAGUCGCCAUUGAAGCAGUUCAGCAUCACAGUGGUGGCAAGGUCUCUGAAGCACUUCGGAGAGCAUUUCGAUCAUUAGAAGCUAGUACUAAGGAACCCUGA
Messenger RNA from Cylindrotheca closterium, 750 nucleotides. The record is from the annotation of a GenBank genome assembly. Lineage: Eukaryota; Bacillariophyta; Bacillariophyceae; Bacillariales; Bacillariaceae.